AUGGGGCUUUUUGAUCCUUCCCAAAGAAGCUUACAAAGAAUUAUGCUAGAAACCACAACUCCAGAGAACACUGUAAGCAAGGAAACUCUGCUUAGAACAGCACCAUGUAAAAGCAACAUUUGUAAUACUUACGGGAAAACCUUCCCUGAUCGCAAUGCUCUUCUAAUCCAUGGAAGGAAACACAAUGCGAAGUCUCAAGGAUGGAAGCAGUGUGGAAAAGCUCAACCUUAUACCCUUCAAAUUCAUGAAACAACUCACAUUAGAGGGAAACACUGUGGAUGUAAACAAUGUGGGAAAGCCUACACUUGUUCCAGUACCCUUCAUGUUCAUGAAAGAACUCACACUGGUGAGAAACCCUAUGCAUGUAAGCAAUGUGGGAAAGACUUCACUCAAUCUUGUACCCUUCAGAUUCAUGAAGCAACUCAUAUUAGAGGGAAACCCUAUGUAUGUAAGCUGUGUGGGAAAGCCUUUAAUAGAGCCAGUCACCUUCAGAGACAUAGAAGAACUCACACUGGAGAGAAACCCUAUGUGUGUAAGAAAUGUGGGAAAGCCUACACUUGUUCCAGUACUCUUCGUGUUCAUGAAAGAACUCACACUGGAGAGAAACCCUAUGUAUGUAAGCAAUGUGGGAAAGCCUACACUUAUUCCAGUACCCUUCGUAUUCAUGAAAGAAAUCACACUGGAGAGAAACCCUAUGAAUGUAAGCAAUGUAGGAAAACCUUCACUCAAUCUUGUACCCUUCAGAUUCAUGAAACAACUCACAUUAAAGAGAAACCCUACAGAUGUAAACAAUGUGGGAAAGCCUACACUCGUUCCAGUACCCUUCAUGUUCAUGAAAAAAUUCACACUGGAGAGAAAUCCUUUGUAUGUAAUCAGUGUGGGAAAGCCUACUCUUAUUCCAGUACCCUUCGUAUUCAUGAAAGAACUCACACUGGAGAAAAACUCUAUGAAUGUAAGCAAUGUGGGAAAGCCUUCACUCAAUCUUGUACCCUUCAGAUUCAUGAAACAAUUCACAUUAGAGGGAAACCCUAUAGAUGUAAACAAUGUGGGAAAGCCUACACUCGUUCCAGUACCCUUCAUAUUCAUGAAAGAACUCACACUGGAGAGAAACCUCAUAGAUGUAAGCAAUGUGGGAAAGCCUUUAAUCGAGCCAUUCACCUUCAAAUACAUGAAAGAACUCACACUGGAGAGAAACCUCAUGGAUGUAAGCAAUGUAAGAAAACCUUUAAUCAAGCCAUUUCUCUUCAAAUACAUGAAAGAACUCACACUGGUGAAAAACCCUAUGGAUGUAAGCAAUGUGGGAAAUUCUUCACACAAGCCAGUCACCUUCAAUAUCAUGAAAGAACUCACACUGGAGAAAAACCCUAUGGAUGUAAGCAAUGUGGGAAAGCCUACACUCAAGCCAGUUACCUUCGUAUUCAUGAAAGAACUCAUACUGGGGAGAAACCUUAUGUAUGUAAGCUGUGUGGGAAAGCCUUUAAUGGAGCCAGUCACCUUCACAGACAUAGAAGAACUCACACUGGAGAGAAACCCUAUGUAUGUAAGCAAUGUGGAAAAGCCUUUAAUCGAGCCACUCACCUUCAGAGACAUAGAAGAACUCACACUGGAGAGAAACCCUAUGGAUGUAAGCAAUGUGGGAAAGCCUACACUUGUUCCAGUACUCUUCGUGUUCAUGAAAGAACUCACACUGGAGAGAAACCCUAUGUAUGUAAGCAGUGUGGGAAAGCCUACACUUAUUCUAGUACCCUUCAUGUUCAUGAAAGAACUCACACUGGAGAGAAACCCUAUGUAUGUAAGCAAUGUGGGAAAGCCUUCACUCAAGGCACUAACCUUCAAGCACAUAGAAGAAUUCACACGCAAGUGAAACCCUAUGGAUAUAAGCAAUGUGGGAAAGCCUUUGCUCAUUCCAAUCACCUUUGA
This is a messenger RNA of Castor canadensis (American beaver), 1920 nucleotides long. Lineage: Eukaryota; Metazoa; Chordata; Mammalia; Rodentia; Castoridae. The record is from RefSeq and is a predicted model, not a curated record.